Pollicipes pollicipes is the source of this 3010-nucleotide messenger RNA. RefSeq names its product 17-beta-hydroxysteroid dehydrogenase type 6. The coding region runs from base 217 to 2019 and encodes 600 amino acids. Gene Ontology annotation, molecular function: oxidoreductase activity. The record is from RefSeq and is a predicted model, not a curated record. The transcript is spliced from 13 exons. Gene Ontology annotation, biological process: steroid metabolic process. Gene Ontology annotation, cellular component: intracellular membrane-bounded organelle. Lineage: Eukaryota; Metazoa; Arthropoda; Thecostraca; Pollicipedomorpha; Pollicipedidae.
GGUGGGGGCGUUCGUCGAUGCGGGUGAUCCGUGCGGCGCGCGCGCGCGUGGGUUCCAGUGCGGUGUUCUGCGGUGGGAUCAGAGCCGGGUUACCUGACGCUCAACGGACGUCACUGUGACAGAUCUUUGAAAGGCGGAGCACAUCAGCGAGGUACAGGCUGCCGGAGGUCACCGGCACAACGCCCGUGCUGCCAUCUGUGAUCGCCCUCCGCAGUCAUGUUUCGGCUCCAGACGGCACUGCACGUCGGCGUAUUGUCAGCCACGUACGCCGUGCUUCGACUGGCGGCGUUUGGGCCAUGGAUUCAGGAGCUGGCUGUGUUCCUAUUGGCCCUGCUGGUCACAUCGUUCUUCAUUGAUGCACUGCGACAAUUUCUGCCCCGUUACGUCAUAGACCAUCGGUCAGACAAGGCUGUAUUUGUGACAGGCUGUGACACGGGCUUCGGCCACGCGGUGGCGCGCCGUCUGGACGCUCUCGGGCUGCGCGUGUUCGCCGGCUGCCUGUUUCCGGACGGCGAGGGCGCGCGGACCCUGCAGCGCGACUGCUCCUCGUCGCUGACCGUCGUCGCCUGUGACGUCACCAGCCAGGAGCAGGUGGCUGCCGCUGUGGUCCGCGUGGGAGCCCUCCUCAAGGAUACCAAGCUGCACGCGGUGGUGAACAAUGCGGGCGUCUUCACGAUUUCGGAGGUGGAGUGGUGCUCCCUGGACAUGUACCGGCGUCUGUUCGAGAUCAACUGCUUGGGCGCCAUUCGCGUCACCAAGGCGUUCCUGCCGCUGGUGCGGGCGCACGGCGCAGGGGGCCGGGUGGUGAUCGUCGCCAGCUUGGCAGGCCGGUACACCAUCCCGGGCCUGUCAGCUUACUCGGCCUCCAAGCACGCUACGAUCUCGUUCGCGGACGGGCUGCGUCGCGAGAUGCACAAGUUCAACAUCUCCGUCCACACGGUGGAGCCGUCCACCUACCGCACGCCGAUCCUGUCCGAGAGCGUUCUGGAGGGCACAGUGAAGAAGGACUGGGACGCCGCGGGCGAGGAGGUGCGAGCCUCAUACGGAGAACACUACCGCGACGAGUUCAAGGUGAAGUUCAUGGGUGAUACUGAAGAACGCGAGGCCGGCGAGCAAGAUCUACGAGAGCUGCACGCGGUGGUGAACAAUGCGGGCGUCUUCACGAUUUCGGAGGUGGAGUGGUGCUCCCUGGACAUGUACCGGCGUCUGUUCGAGAUCAACUGCUUGGGCGCCAUUCGCGUCACCAAGGCGUUCCUGCCGCUGGUGCGGGCGCACGGCGCAGGGGGCCGGGUGGUGAUCGUCGCCAGCCUGGCAGGCCGGUACACCAUCCCGGGCCUGUCAGCUUACUCGGCCUCCAAGCACGCUACGAUCUCGUUCGCGGACGGGCUGCGUCGCGAGAUGCACAAGUUCAACAUCUCCGUCCACACGGUGGAGCCGUCCACCUACCGCACGCCGAUCCUGUCCGAGAGCGUUCUGGAGGGCACAGUGAAGAAGGACUGGGACGCCGCGGGCGAGGAGGUGCGAGCCUCAUACGGAGAACACUACCGCGACGAGUUCAAGGUCAAGUUCAUGGGUGAACUGAAGAACGCGAGGCCGGCGAGCAAGAUCUACGAGGUGGUCGACGAUAUUCUGGACGCGACUGUCGGCGUUGAGCCCCGGGCGCGGUACGUGCCCAGCGCCGCGGUGACGCUGCGUUCGCAGCUCAUCCAGUCCCUGCCCUUGCCGGUGGUCGAUUCCAUGCUGGAGUCGCGAGCCUGCCCGCCCACGCCACCGGCAGCAGUGAUCCGCCAGCGACAGCGGCAGCUGAAGAACCCCUACACCAUGCCGCAGAAGCCGUUCCUGAAGCGCUUCUUCUCGGUGCCGCACUUCGAAAAGCCGCCACCCAGCCCGGCGCACGAUGACCACCGUCCGCCCAGCUUCGCAGAGGCUCCAGAACAGACCCGGGCAGAGGUGUCCGCCGAGAGCGAUCACGCCCCGCACACUCUCUCUGAAGCCAUCGCCGAGGAGAACGAGGAGUAGGGCCACCGCUCGGCACGAGCAGCGGCACGGGCUCGGUCCGAGCCGGCCGCAGAGGCGGAGGAGGCGGAUGUGUGACCCAGACCUCGGUCUGAGGCGGUCACCGAAGAGGAAAGGAAUGGAGUCGCCCACCGGUCCCGUGCAGUUUGGAGCGAUUUGGACUCGGUCUGCGUCGGUAGCCGAGGAGAGCAAGGAGCAGAGGCGUGAUUGGUGGCCUGGGCUAACUUAAGGGCUGCAGCCGAGAAGAAGGAGGAACCGGGCCAUUACCUGACACGUGCAGCGGCCCGGGAAGUGUGAAAGGUCGGGGAGCGGUGUGCCAGCAGCACGUGCCUCACACAGAGGCGAUCGCGGGGGGCGUACAAGUGUGCCGUGUCUCUGGGGCUUAAAGCUGAGACCAAGGUACAAAUAUGUAGGCCAUACGGGAGACUUUAGUCUCUAGUGUGUCCAAGAAAAAAAAUAUAUGACGUCGAAAUUCUGGCGUUCUCUUUAGCUAGGAGUGUACGCCUAAUCAUGACCGGCCAACUUAUGCAAUAGCGUGUAAAUAUUUCGCGAUCACUUACAUGAUGUGUGCAAUAUAUAAAAACGUGUCGAUGAGAGCCGUAACAAAGCGACCAGGAGCCUCUGACAUCCCAUUACAAUUACCUUAACGAAGUGUCUUGUCCACAUACGCGAAUGGGCCUUGAAAUGUUAGCGAUGAUUUUGGGGUGGACAUAUUUCGUGCGUCUAGAUAUUGCUGUUCUACGGUCCACAGCUGCGGAGUAUUACCAAUCAGCAUGCUGCCUCUGUGGGCGUAGUCACAGGGCUGGCCUUUCUGUUCAUUCUCGUCUGAUGCUUACGAACAACAGGCGGUCGAAGAUUUUAGCGUCGUCAUAGGCAGAUGACUUGUGAGACUGCUGUGUCUGUGCAGUGUUCGCUCCGAAUGAUAAUUAAUGUUGUGAGUAACUUCAGCAAGGCAUAGUUCAGUUGUGCUUGUUAAAUAAAUGUACUGCGCUGU